This is a messenger RNA of Macroventuria anomochaeta, 300 nucleotides long. RefSeq lists its product as uncharacterized. The record is from RefSeq and is a predicted model, not a curated record. The transcript has a single exon. NCBI's taxonomy places the organism in Eukaryota, Fungi, Ascomycota, Dothideomycetes, Pleosporales, Didymellaceae. Bases 1 to 300 code for a protein of 99 amino acids.
AUGUCGACAAACCCCACCCGAGAUGAUUACAUCCGCGAGCUGACGCACAAGCAUCAAUUCCUUAUCGUCAGCGGCCUUUUCGUCACCCUGCUCUUCUGCGGUUGCAUCAUCGUAUCCGCAAAUGAUUACAAGUUGCAACUCCUCGCCGUCAUCCUCGCCAUCGUAGUCUUCUACGGCGCUGUGCUCAGCAAUAUUAUGGUCAAGCAGGUGAACAAGGUCACCGUCAGUACCAACAGAAUGACGGAGCUCUGGCGGGAAGUGAGGGACUUAAGGGAGCAGGUUGCUCGUCUUCAGCGCUGA